CCCAUCGUAGGCACCAACUAGUUCUGUAUUUUUACGGCUCAUUAAGUCAUACGUUGUCAAUUGGAUGUUAAUGUACUUUCCACCCUGGAAGUUUGCAAGCCAAAUUCCAAAGCAUCGUACUUACUCUGAGUAAUUUAACUGCUCAGAAGAUCUUCCAUAACUACGCUGAAGUCAUAUCUAGUCACUGAUGGAUGAGACUUCCUUGAAAUCAAGUCUGCUAUUUUUAGAAAUGAAGAUAUUCUUGCUUGUACAACUGUAGAAAACCACUUCAUUAAAUUCCAGAUUAAACGAAUUACCAGUCCAUUCACUAAAAGGACAUGCAACUAAAACAUGGAAUUUUACAUUGCUUUAUAUACUUUACUUCUCUAAAAUAAAAGAACUAUGAAUUCAGAAAUUCGUCAGUUCAAUCAUCUGGCAAGAAAUAUAAUUUCAAGUAAAUAUUGGACAUGGAGAUACAUAUUAUCCAGUUGAAACUUCAGGGAAAUUUUCAGCUUUUGGACAAGAAGUAAGCACAAACUUAAGACAAAAAGAAAAAUUGCUCUGAUUAAAGCUUAUAUUAAAUAUCUCUUCUAAAUAUGUCGUCUACAAACUCCAGUGGUAAAUCGCAUGAGAAUUUACUGAGUCCGAGGCCAAAAUGUCGAACAGAACCUGUUCCUGUGGAAGUUGGCUACCAUUUCAACAGAGCUACAGCUCAGACUCGAAUAAAACCCAUAGCAUCACAAAAUCACAUGCAUUCUUAUGGAACAGAAAAUACUAUUGGUGCAUCCGAGUCGUUGACAUCGGUUCAAACCGAGAGACAACUUCUGAAAAAUAUGAUCGUUUUAGGCCUGGGUUUCGUGUUUACAUUCAGCGCCUUAACUGCUCUUCAGAGCUUGCAGAGUUCAUUAUUCUUGGAAACUGUUCUUGGAUUGCACUCAUUGAGUGUCCUUUACGGAUUAGCCGCAUUUUCAUGUCUAUACGGUCCGAUUUUCGUCCAGAAACUGACACCAAAUUGGACAGUUGUUCUCUCAUUCGUCCUAAUCGCACUUUAUAUCUCUACCUUCUUCUACCCAAGACCUUAUACCUUAUUACCGAGUGCUGUGCUUCUUGGACUGUCAUUUGGGCCAUUAUUUUGUGCACAAACUACGUUUUUGAUGCAGCUAGUAUCAAGAAUGGCAUAUCUGACAAAUGGCAUAAGAGACAAAGUACAGCAGAGAUAUUUAAGACUAUUCUACUUUUUUUACAACUCUAGUCGCAUUUGGGGACAUUUAGCUACUGCACUCUUACUUAGAUAUGGUGGAGAUGUCUACGUUUUCUCAACAAGGCCACAAUAUCCACGAUUCCACGCAACAGGACCGCAUUUCCCGAUGGUGGACCUGCAUAUGUCACCGUCAUUGUAUGCAACUGUGGCCAGACCCAGUCUGUGCACCUUGGACCACAUCACAGAAGACCAAAUAUUUCGAAGUCCUGCAUCUUAUGUCUUUUAUGUGCCAUCCAAUCUUUAUCUGAUGCUGAUUUCUGUUUAUCUUGGUUUAGCGUUUUUGGGUCUUGCCACUGUUACCACUUUACUGGACAAGUUUGACUUAUACGUAUCACAGGACCCAUUGGAACAACCGCCAAUCCUUCUCAGCUUUAGAAAAGUAGUGUUGUCUUUGAUAGAUCCUCAACUGCGCUUGAUGUUUCCACUUAUACUAUUUAUUGGAUUAGAGCAGGGAUUCAUGAUUGCUGAUUUUACAAGGUCUUACGUGAGUUGCGCCUUGGGCCUGGAAGCGGUUGGGUACACUAUGCUGUGCACGGGAGCUAUGACUACCUUGGGUUCAAUUGCUGCUCAUCAGUUCUUCAAGCAUAUCAAGCGUAUGACAAUCAUGGUCGCUGCUCUUAUAUGUCAUAUUGGUCUUCUUAUGGUCUUAUGGUUGUGGACGCCGGUGAGAGACGACGUAGCAGUUUUUUAUGUCAUUGCCGCUGGUUGGGGAUUGUGCAAUGCUGUCUGGGAGACUUUGACAACUACAUAUUUGACAGCAAGCUUCACUUACGACUGGCAAGCUCCUUUCUCAGUGUAUUAUAUGGCUCAGUGCAUCGGUCUCACAGCUGCUUUCAGCUUUAGUCCAGUAUUGGUGAAUGAUAUAAAGAUCUACAUCAUGGCUGGACUUCUAGUGAUUGCCAUCAUACCUUACAGCGUACUCGAAUUACGGCUUCACAGACAACAGAAGAUUCAAGACAGAUCUGCCGAACUUUAAAAUUUAUGUGAUUUUUUAAAAAUUUUAUUACUUCAUUAUUUAUUCCUCUAAUGAUCUGGUCAUUUUUGUGAAUUAUCAUACAUACCCAUUUAAUCCAAUUUAAGAUGCUGUUAACUACUCCUGUAAUUUAAAAAGGAAUUUUUGUGAAUCUAAACCACCAUCUUGAAGGAAAGCUUUACAUCAAGAUUGAAUGAUUACGUAAUAUUUUAAACGUGUAUCUUAAAGGAACGUAGUAGGUAUGCCAAAAGAUGCAACCAGUUUUGAAUUAACAUAAUGUUUGAUCCAAAAGUAAUGUUAUUUCGCUGUUCUCUGCCAGUAUCAGGGAACAGACUAGCAUAUAAUGUAGCUAAUGGACUGUACAAGAGCGCACGUUAUAAAACAUAGGUUAUAGAAAGAUAAUUUUUCUCUAAGAAAAUGUACAGGUGCACAAAAUUUACUUUAUUUAAAUCCCUCUGAUUGUAUGUAGAUUUUCCAAGAUGAAAACUUGUGCUUCUGUUGCAAACUGCAAUGUUAUAUGUUACGUACCGUGUUGCGUAUUGUUGUUUCAAAUCAGCCAAUUCAAUAAACAAUAGAUACUAAAAACCUAACAGUGCGCAACGUCAUUACAUUAUUAAGUUAUUUUCUUUCUUUCUUUUAUUUUCGCCACUGACAACGCUGAUCCACAGAGUUAGGUUCUUAUCAACGUUUUGGAUCCUUUCAAUGAAAUAAAAAAAAAUUCUUUGUGACUUGAUUAUAAAAAGUAAGAAAUAUUGGAAGAAAUGGAACAAAGAAAGCACAUAAGGACACUAUUACAGUAUUAUAGUAUAAGUUGGACAUACAACUGUAAGGCAAGGGUGCGGCUGCAAGUACAGAUAUAAAGUUGAAUCAGUACAAAUAUUUAAACAUUACAUAUCAAAAAUGCGAAAUAAAUCUCAUUCAAAAUGUAAUUCAUAAAAUGCUAUUUCUAAAAAAAAACAUGUUUGUUUCUUAUGCCAUAUCGAGUAAAAAUAUCAGUCAUGAAUAUGUGUUAGAACAUAAUUAAUCUAUACAGUAAUUAAAAGAUGCAAAUACCUCUUCAUUGCUUAUAUUAAAGAUUUAAGGAUCGCUUAAAAUUGCUUGCACCUUUUAGUGGCACACUCUAUUAUAUCUGAAAUGAAGUAUUAUGACUAUUGCUAGUAAUUUUUUAUUAAAUAACAAAUAUAAAACUUCAGUGAUAAUAUUUAAAAAGUAUUAUUAAAGCAAAUCUACCAAAGCUAUUAUUUCUUAGCUUAUCGUAUUUUUUAUAUCAAAUUCUUAACAACAGACAUAGUGAGUAAAUUUACUGAACAAUGUCUUAAGCUGUAUUCUAAAAUGUUUUUUCAGUAUAAUUUAAAAUGAAAUAUUGAAUGUUUUUCUACACAUAUCUUGUACACCCCGCUAAAACACGAACCUGCAUUUUUUGAGUUGAGAGAAAUAUUUAAAUGUUUUGUGCAUAUAUAGUUCUUUACCUAUGUAACCACCAACUACAAAUUUGAUAUUUUGCUGCUUUCCUCCACACGCUAUUCUUAGAUCAUUUCUCGAAAUUUCACAUUCUUUCCAAAGAGAAAGCGAAUAAUAUUCACUGAAAACAAUAUAAAAGUUUUAACUUGGUUCUAACAUUUCCUAUUUUAAUCAAAUUCCCAGAAAUACUACUUUUGAAUGCGCAUGAAAUUGCCAUGUUGAUGACUCUAUCUAGGAACGACUCUGACUCUAUUUCUCUGAUUCUUACUGAGACUGAGUUCGAAAAUAUGAGAACAUGAUUUAAAAUAUAAAAAUGUUCUACGCAGAGUUCUUUCUUUUUUUUUUCAAAUCUAAAAAUUUAAAUUAAUUAUUCUAGGAAAAAAUUGUUUUCUCCAUCUUAUAUAUUUAAAUUACUACAAUAUGUAAGUGCUCGUAAUCUCAAUUUUAUGCAUAUAAAUUUAAAUAAUUUUUAAACUGGGAUUUGUUUCAUUCUAAAAUUGUUUGAGUUCUGCGAACUCCAAAUUUAUUUUUAAUGUAAGUACAUUCUUUAUUUUUUAUGUAUAUUCGUUUUAUAAUAAGUAUAAUUUGAUAUAGUUUUUACAUGUGAUGUUGUGAUGUACAAAAUCUAGAAAACGGGAUAUCUAAAAGCAGGAACUGUAGAAUUUUCAAGUUGAGAAUGAUAGGUUAAAAACGUAUUCUACGAUUCUAUUAUAUCAGUAUCUAUAACUGUCGGGUGAGAAAUUAUAUCUUACGGAAAUAUUUGAGACGUUUUGUGUGUACUAAAUAAUAUCUUUAUGUUAGAAUUAAAUAAAAUUACACCAGUCAUAUUUUCUCUCUAUACCGAGUCAAGUAUUAUCACUGUGAUAUUUUAUCCUUUUCUACUUUUGUAGUUUGAAACAUUUCAUUCGCUUCCAGAAAGAAGAAAUAAGUUCACUCUAUAUUUUGUAUUUUUGGAACUUAUCUCCGUGAAAUGAUCUUUCUUUUGACAGUGUUUUUUCUCAAACAAUAUUAGAGAAGUUUAUGAACUGAAAUAUAUUAUAUUCACGUAUCAUUUUGGAAGAACACGCAUACGAUCACCACUCUAAUUAGUUUAGCACAGCGUUUAUUAUAAAUGUUCUUUUACUAAAUAUUUAAAUAUUAAGAGAUGUUUCUACUGUUUAUGUUCAUAUUAGUUUCUGUUUGGUUAUAUAUGUUUAGGCCUUUACGUUGUUUAAAAUUUAUUACACAAAUUUGUUCCGUCUUUGGCAAAAUGUAUGUAAUUUCCAGUUAACUAAUAAUGUUUCAGUGUUAAAAAUAACUCUAUUGUUUAAUAAUUUCGUAAAUACGAAACUCCUAAUUAUUUAUAAUAUAAAAAGAAAAUUAUUCAUUUUAGUUUAAUUUGUUUUCUAAUUUACAUCCCUUUUUUGCAUCUUUAACACAAAAUUGCUUUGCGUGUUUACUGCAUGAUAUGUGAUUAUUAUAAUAUUUUCCUUGCCAGUUUUCGCUGCAUCCGAUGGAAACUAGUCAUAAAUGAAGGUUUCAGUUGAUAAAACCGUCUUUGAUGAAAUAUUUAAUAAUUAUCCUCUUGUGCCUUUUAAGACUAAACAUGAUAACUUUUUACAUUCUCAGCUAUUAUUUCUCGAUUUUUGAAGGCAUCUGAAUAGACCAAAUGCGAUUGUUAAGCUUGAAUGAAUUUUUUUUGCGGAGUACAGAUUUUUCCAUGCUGAUUAAUAUGCAAAACUUUACAUUUUUAUUAAUUCUUGUCUAUUCAGUUAAAACUUCUUUCACUAUUUUUAUCAUUUCUCAUGCAGAUUAUCUGAAAUAAUUUUUCCCAAUACUAAUAGUCAGUAAUUUGAAUUCACGUAUAACUUUAUAUGUCAUAAUAAAAGUCAUUACUUAAGUUCGCAGUAUUAUUUGAGUUUAUGUAUUCGUUAACAGUUUUAUAAAACAAAUAUUUGUAGUGAUAACAUCAAAUGACAAACCAUAUGUUUAUUUUUGAUCUUAAAAACGUUUGUGUUAAACGUGGCUGAUAUAGAAAAAACUUUAUCUGCUAACGUUUUCUGCUUCAUAUGGGUAAUUUAUUUGUCAAAGCAAAAUUCUUAAGAAGAAGUUUAAAAGAUUUAAGAAGCAUCAGAAAAUUUAGUUAAUUGGCAAAGUUAAAAUAUGUUGCAAGAAAAUUCACGUAUUUCUUCUGAUACAUAUAUAGUUUUCCAUAUGGAUAGUGAAUUAGACGAAGAUUGAAUAAUAUAUAUGUUAAUAACGAAAACAGAAAAAUGAAAAUAACUAAAGGAAAAUUUUGAAAUUUUGACAACAAAAGUGAAAUUUCUUUAUUUGAUUACGUUAAAUAUAUAAAAAUUUAUUUAUUAAAAUAUUUCCAUGUAUUAAAUAAGCUGAAUGUUUGCUAUAAAGGAACUAUUUUGUGAAAUUAUUGUGAAUUUGGGGUAUGGAAAACUUAAAAAUCUUUAUUGAGAAUAUCUUUACUCAAAAAUUGAAUAUGUACAUAAAAUAGUGUCGCAAUUAAGUUUUUAUUAUUCACAAACUGUCAUUAUUCAGCAUGAUCAUAAUUAAGGUGCUCGAUUUAUAUAUUCUUAUGAUUACAGUAGACAAAUACUUUAUAAUAUUUCUUGUGUGUGUAAAAUAGACAUAGUUUUCUUAUUAAAAAAAGAAUCUUCAGCUGUAUAUUUGGAGUACUUUAGAAAGCCACACCAAAAAGGGAAUCAUUUGCAUGAGCAGUGAAUAACAUUUAAGAAUUAUUAUACCAUUUCAUUUUUCAUUUAAUGUUUGCUACUGUAAAUCACUUGCGUAUUUGAUCUUCUUAUCACAUAAUCCUGUCAAAGUAAUGGAAUCGUGUUAUAUGAUUUUGUCAUGUUUUAUGUGCUUUACAUAUUGAUAACCGUUCUCUAUUUGACUGUGUGUGGUAAUUUUCAUAACUACCGUUGUACAUAAUUACUUCAUAAAUAUGCAUAUACAUUAUGUAUACUGUUGUAUAUUAAAUACAAAGUAUAUUGUCUAUUCAAGCAAAACCAAUUUCUUAACAGUAUUUCCCGAAAAUGAAAAUUAGUUAUUAUUAUUAAAUAGUGUUCAGUGCGCUCUCCGUCUAAUUACUCAAGGUAUCUAAGCUUGCUGUUACAUGCUUUUAUUCUAUCGAAUGGAAUGUAAUAUAUAGUGUUCAAAUUAAUAUAUUCAAGUAGGCAAAAGUGUAAAAAUGUAGAAUGACAAGUACUAUAUAGUUGCAUAAUAUAUUUUCGCGGUUCUUUCAAAGAGUUAUGUUUUUAAUUAAUAAAUUAUAUUUUAUUUAAUUGUUUGUAAAGAAACAAGAAAUAAUCAAAAUGGCUGACCCGAUUUUAAAUGGUUUUAAUUAGAAGUCAUAUAUCUGCAGAGUGACAAUAUAUGAUAUAAAUUUAACUAGGAAUAAUUCAAAUUUAGAAUUUAAGGGUUUUAAAUGACUUGAAAAUACUUUGUCCUACGGGCUUGAAGGACUUCAAAAUUCAUCAGACUGUGUCUAUUAGAAAAAAGCUGAUAUAAGGCAACAGCGGACUAUUCUAUUCUCUGAGUGUGCUCAGUUAAAAUUGGAAUAAAGCUGGGCAAAAUCAUACAUUCAUCGGUCAGGUGCCCCAAGCCCUUGAUCAACGAUUUUCUCACUUAGACGAAAACUAUUCAUGAGAUUGUUCUGGUGACUAUAUAUGCAGAGGCGAUGAAAUUAAGGUAUAUAGCUAGAUGAUAUAACACAGCGACCAAAGUGUUCAUUAUGACUUCAGAAAAAAUUGUUUUCUCCAUCUUAUGUAUUUAAAUUACAGCAAUAUGUAAGUGCUCGUUAUCUCAAUUUUAUGCAUAUAAAUUUAAAUAAUUUUUAAACUGGAAUUUGUUUCAUUCUAAAAUUGUUUGAGGUCUGCGAACUCCAAAUUUAUUUUUUAUGUAUAUUCUUUUUAUAACAAGUAUAAUUUGAUAUAGUUUUUACAUGUGAUGUUGUGAUGUACAAAUCUAGAAAACGGGAUAUCUAAAAGCAGGAAUUGUAGAAUUUUCAAGUUGAGAAUGGUAGAUUAAAAAUUUAUUCUCCGAUUCUAUUAUAUCAGUAUUUAUCAUAGAUCAUAAGAUGUACAGAAACGUUUUCAACUCACAUGAGGACAGAAUAAUCGUUACAAUGAAAUGAUACCACCUAAGAUUUUGUGCGGCAUUCUAAGAUUUGUGGAUUUUCUUUGUCAUCCAAUAUACGUAAAUCAGAUUUAAACUAAUAGGCAAUACGUAAUUGUCGCCCAUAUGUGCAUGGAAUCGGCUCAGUCAUUUUGAAUAAGUCUGCGUAAGCGAGAUGCAGUUUGCCUUUAAAGCAAAAGUAGAAGAACCUUUAACCUUUAGCAUUAAAUUAAAUAAUAUUUUUAUGAGCAUAAAUCUGCCAAUCUGAAGUAAAAGUAAAGUCGAGAAAUUAAAGAUCUAAACUGUACUAAGACAGAAUAUUUGGUUUACAUCCUUGAUACACAAAGUACAGUGCCCGUUAUCCAGUUUCCAGUUGAAUGAUAUCUUAAUAUUUUUGCAUGGUUAAUGUUAAUUAGAUGUUUGGUGUUGCACGACAUUUUGUGGGCUAAAUAAGACAUUCACUCACCAGCUUUGACCAUGAACUGAGAUAUACGUUGCUGUAGUUAUGAGAAAGAUGCCCAAAAGUUUUGCAGAGAUGAAUGGGAAAAGGCAGAAAAACUUCCUAUGAUGAUUAAAAUGAUAAAAAGCUUCCUUUGGCUUUCCUAAGAUUCUUUUCGAUCGAACUAACUUUACAUAACAGUUUAUAUGUUUUCAAUCCAAAGAAUUCGAGUUCUUUCCCCUUAUCUCUGGCUAUCAUUAAUAAUAUUUGUACUAUAAAUUUAAAUAAAGAAGUUCUUAGUAAUUCUUAGCAAAAAAAAAUCUAAAACCGUUUCUCCUUUAGAAUCAUUAUUUUUAAUAUGAUCGCAGUUGUUUAGCUUUUAUUCAGAUAAACAUUUAUCUUGUAAGAAUAUUUUACUUAAACCGCUUUUUUAAUUGAUUAUCUCAAUGAUUGAUACUAUUCAUUGAAACUUUAAAAACAUAAAUAAUCAAAACAAGUUUCAUUCUAUCAAUGCAGUUCUAUUAAAUACUAAAAGUCUUGAAAUAUUGCAUUAUAAAAACAUAUAUGAAUGAAUAUUAAUGACUUUCUUUGAACUUGCAUAAGGUUUUCUCUAAAUUAUUCAAAUCCGUAAACUCAUAUAUAUCAUUCUUCUUUCGUAAUGUAUCGUUUACUAUUCUGUCAUAAAUUAGUAUAUCUAUAUAUAUAUAAUUGUUGUCAGAACUAAUAUGUGUAUGAAUAAAUAAUUAUAUAUAUGCUCAACUUAAUUUGUGUAUGUGUUUGUGAAAUUUAUAUACUGAAAUUUGAUAUUUAUUUAGAAAAGUAAAUAUGUUUGCUUUAACUUGGCUAGUCAUCUCUUUAUCUUAUUUUAUUAUUAGGUUAUUUUGUUUCGCUCUGUUAUUUAAAUUAGAGUAUUAUAAGAAAAGGUAAUUUUAUUAAUUGAGAAAAAGUUUCUACAAUACUGUUAGGAAUUUAAUAUAUAAUAAAACAAAGACUAAUUCGAAUCACAGAUAUUAUAUAUUAAUGGUGAUUAUCGACAUACAGUUGCAAAAUUUUUAAAUCGCGAUUCCUUCUGCUGUACCAAUGUCCAUAUGCUUACCAGUUACAGCAUUUGCCGGAGGAUGGUUGUAUCCAUCGGUCAUUCUGUCUUUCCAUCAUUUAAAAUGUCGUACGCUUUCUUCCAAUUUACGGGAAUAAGGAAAUAGAAAGGAAUUCGCAUAAAUAAUUAUUUUAUUUAUAAGAUCACAAGCAAUAUAAUGUUCAGAAUGUUCCAAUUUAUGUCCAGACUUAAGUAAGAAAGACUUUUCCAUCAAGUCAUCUUGAGAAAUGAUACCUUCUUAAAUGCCUUGGAAGCGCAUAAUAAUUUUCUCUAAAUCUACGUAAAAUUUUACAUAAGGAGCUAUAUUAAGUCAGAGCGGCUAGAAGAACACAUUGUUGUAGGUUAGCUAAAAUUCAGAUGGAGUAUUAAAAGUCCAAAGCGUAGGAUCACAAGUCCACAACAUAGGAUGAAAAGUCCAAAAGUUUUAGUUCAUUAAUUAUAACAUUCGGUAUAUUUCAGAAUUAAAAAACAAUUGAUCUUAGAAUAAAUACUUUUGUUUUCAUGUAAUAGGAAGGAAAUUUCAUCAUAUAUAAAAUUUAAAUUUUCUUAUGAAAAUUUAUCUCAUUAUAUUCUAUUUAAUUCAAAUUCGAAAGAUUCAAAUAAAUCAGACUGCCAUGCUUCUUUGGAUAAAAAAUAAAAUUUCUUUAUUCUUUUUAAUCUUAUACAAAAUUGCGUAAAGACGAGCAAUAACUUAUCGUAAAUUGUCUGCAUAGAAUCAAAUGUUUUAGUACUUUAGCAGAAGUAAUUAAAUGUGAACGCUGAAAAUAGCGUAUUAUUUAUUUUUAAUAUACCCAGAAAUGAGUUAAUGAUUAAACUGGAAAGUACUUUAUUUGUCGGUUGAUUGAUUUUCAUUUCCUUCUUUCAUUUGUUCUUUAUUUCUAUUUUUGCUAUUUUCUACUGAAUACUUUAAAAAGUAAUUGUUUGUAACAAGAAUAAAUUAGCUCAGUACAUGAAGUAUAAAAGAAAAGCAGACUUUUGAAUAAAGUGCAUUAAAAAUAGCAAACAAUUCGUAUUCACUUUUCCAACCCAGAAAAGAUAUAACAUAAAAAUAAUAAAAUUAUUUCCUUAUUCCAAAGGCGGAAAUUCAGACUCAAGGAUUGCUUUUUAUUCUCCCUUGAAGGUGGAGUUUUACGAAAAGUAAUUUAUAUUUAAGAAUUAUUUCCAUCUUCCGGCAAAAUAUUAUUUAUUCGCCGAGGCUCUACCUAAGAUAUUGACAGAAAAAAUAAAUAAAAUAUAACGGUAUCUCGAAUAUUCUCAUUCUAUUCAAUUAUUAAAGAAGUUAUUUUUGUGACUUAAUGUAUGAUAUGACAUAUAUGACUUUUAUGCUAAUAUCUGUUGCAUUCAAAUUUCAAAAUGGUUUAGUGAAAAAUGACAUAUUUUUCAUCUCUAGCUUUUAUUCCCAAUUCAAUAAAACUUCGAAGCCUGUCAUAUGUGUGAAUAAUUAUCACUUUUGAUGUUUCCAAAUCUUUUGUAAUCCAUGCUUUUGUGAAUUGAAAUAAAGAUCUGUAGAAACACUA
This is a messenger RNA of Stegodyphus dumicola, 10836 nucleotides long. Its product is annotated as N-acetylglucosamine transporter UNC93A-like. Gene Ontology annotation, cellular component: striated muscle dense body; plasma membrane. Gene Ontology annotation, biological process: regulation of muscle contraction; regulation of potassium ion transport. The record is from RefSeq and is a predicted model, not a curated record. Lineage: Eukaryota; Metazoa; Arthropoda; Arachnida; Araneae; Eresidae. Gene Ontology annotation, molecular function: potassium channel regulator activity.